AGAAGGUGAUCCCCAUCAUGGGCCAGAGUAACCACACCACUGUGAGGGAAUUUGUCUUCCUAGAAUUCACUCGCUUCCGGGAACUGGAGUUUUUCUUGUUUGUGUUCUUCCUUGCUGUGUAUGUGACAACUGUGCUGGGCAAUGCCCUCAUUGUGGUGACCAUCACCUGUGACUCCCACCUGCACACUCCCAUGUACCUUCUCCUAAGGAACAAAUCAGUCCUAGACAUUGUGUUUUCAUCAGUCACCGUUCCCAAGUUGCUGGUAGAUCUUUUGUCAGAGAGGAAAACCAUCUCUUACAAUGGCUGCAUGGCACAGAUCUUUUUCUUCCACUUUACUGGUGGGGCAGAUAUUUUUUUCCUCUCUGUGAUGGCCUAUGACAGGUACCUUGCAAUCGCCAAACCCUUGCAUUAUGUGACCAUUAUGAGAAGAGAGGUGUGGGUGGCCUUAGUGGUGGCUUCCUGGGUGGGUGGUGGUUUGCACUCAAUUGUCCAGAUAAUUCUGAUGCUUCCACUCCCCUUCUGUGGCCCCAACACCCUGGAUGCCUUCUACUGUGAUGUGCCCCAGGUGGUUAAACUGGCCUGCACUGACACCUUUGCUCUGGAGCUUCUCAUGAUCUCUAACAAUGGGCUGGUGACGCUGUUGUGGUUCCUCCUGCUCCUGGGGUCCUAUACCGUCAUUCUGGUGAUGCUCCGAUCUCACUCUGGAGAAGGCUGGAAAAAGGCCCUUUCCACCUGCACCUCCCACAUCCUGGUGGUGACUCUUCACUUUGUGCCUUCUGUUUACAUCUACUGCCGGCCCUUCACUACGUUGCCCAUGGACACAGUCGUGUCCAUCAAUAACACGGUCAUCACUCCCAUGCUGAACCCCAUGAUCUACACCCUGAGAAACCAGGAAAUGAAGUCAUCCAUGAAGAGACUGAAGAGGAGACUUGGACCUUCUGAGAGCAGUAAACUGGGACGAGCAGUCAAACUGAGACUGGAAAUCUAACUGAUUUGGUUUUCUCAAGCUGCUAGCCUUAUGGUAAGAGGACUAGCA
Myotis brandtii (Brandt's bat) is the source of this 1037-nucleotide messenger RNA. Its product is annotated as olfactory receptor 4D6. The transcript has a single exon. Gene Ontology annotation, molecular function: G protein-coupled receptor activity; olfactory receptor activity. Gene Ontology annotation, cellular component: membrane. Gene Ontology annotation, biological process: G protein-coupled receptor signaling pathway. The record is from RefSeq and is a predicted model, not a curated record. Bases 18 to 989 code for a protein of 323 amino acids. NCBI's taxonomy places the organism in Eukaryota, Metazoa, Chordata, Mammalia, Chiroptera, Vespertilionidae.